Syzygium oleosum is the source of this 1942-nucleotide messenger RNA. Its product is annotated as nucleolar protein 12. The coding region runs from base 133 to 1788 and encodes 551 amino acids. Gene Ontology annotation, molecular function: RNA binding. The transcript is spliced from 6 exons. The record is from RefSeq and is a predicted model, not a curated record. Lineage: Eukaryota; Viridiplantae; Streptophyta; Magnoliopsida; Myrtales; Myrtaceae.
UCAACUUUAUCAAAUUUCCAACGUUUGCCCCCGUCUUCUCCCUCCAAAAUCGCACCUAGGGUUUCCAAAGAUCCCUUCCUCGCGCCGGAGACGCAGCGCGUCCUGCGUCAUUCCGACGCCGGCUCGAGAGCAAUGGGGAAGAAGAAGCCCAAGGAACCGGAAAACCCUCUCCGGGAAGACGCCGUCUCGGCUCCGUCGGACGUUUUCAAAUCGAUUUUCGGAGAGAUUCCCGAGCAAAACCUCGCCGGCUCCAUCUUCUCCGCCGACAACCCCUUCAAGAGGAAGCACCAGGAAUUGGGGCAGGCCUUUGGCGCUUCUGUUGUCGGUGAUGAAGGCGGCGAGUCUGCGAGGGUCGAGGAGGAGGAGAAGAAGAAGAAGAAGAAGAGGAAGGUAGACGAAGAGCCAGGGCAAGAACAAGAACCCGAGAAGAGUUUGUCCGAGAACAAGAAACCGAAGGAAUCGAGAAAGUCCAAGAAAGGGGCUUCUGAGGUGGGUUCUGGUUCAGAUGUUGAUUCCGAGACUGAGAAAUCGAAGAAGUUGAGAUUGAGCAGUCAAGCUCGUGGCUUGGCGAAUGAAAACGAGGAAGGUGAGAAAUCGAAUGUGGAGGUAGAGGAGAAGAGGAAAAAGAGGAAGAGAGAUGAGCUUGAGAGGGUUUAUGAGUCUAGGAAGUAUGGGGAAGCAGAAGAGGAAGAAGCAGAUGGUCAGGUGGGAGAGAAGGUUGUGGGGAAGAAGAGGAAGAAAGCAGAUGACCCGGCCGAUGUGUUGGCUUCAAAAGAUGGCUACGAUGAUGAGGGCAAGCUGCUGAGAACUGUAUUUGUUGGGAAUUUGCCUCUGAAAAUUAAAAAGAAGGCUUUGGUGAAGGAGUUUAGCAAGUUUGGAGAGAUAGAAUCGGCAAGGAUUCGGUCCGUUCCGAUCCUGGAUACCAAAAUACCAAGGAAGGGAGCUAUAUUAAAGAAGAAGAUCAAUGAAGCCAUUGACUGUGUUAAUGCUUAUGUUGUUUUCAAGACAGAAGAGUCGGCUCUUGCGUCUUUGGCCCAUAACAUGGCAGAGGUUGGAGGAAAUCACAUCCGAGUUGACAGAGCAUGUCCUCCUCGUAAGAAAUUGAAGGGAGAGACUUCUCCGAGUUAUGACAACAAGAGGACAGUUUUUGUGGGUAAUCUCCCAUUUGAUGUAAAGGAUGAAGAACUCUAUCGGUUAUUUUCUAACAUCAACAAUCUGGGGUCCAGCAUUGAAGCUGUUCGGGUCAUCAGAGAUCCUCAUACGAGUGUGGGGAAGGGUAUUGCUUAUGUCUUGUUUAAGACGAGGGAUGCUGCAAAUCUGGUUGCCAAGAAACGAAAUAUGAAGCUUCGAGAUCGAGAAUUAAGACUCUCCCAUGCCAAGCCAAAUGUGACCCCAUCUAAGAGAAUUGACCAGUCACCGGCAGUUGAUGCGAAUCACCCUGCAAAGAAGCUUGCUUUGGAUUUGAGGACUCCAAAUGGAGUUGACAGAGCAAAUACGAAAUUUUCAACCUCUUACCAGGGAUUGCAGGCAAGCAAAGGUACCUCCCUGAAGAAAUUUAAGGCAAAAGGGAUAGGAACAGUGAGGCCCAAGAAGGAGAGCAUGAAGAGAGAACUGGUCACAGAAGGAAGGCGGAAGAAAAGACCGGCAGUGGCUGCGAGGAAGGUGAGGCAAAAUGCGAGGAAUGAAAUUGGUUCUUCUGACCAAACUGCUAAGAAACGGAAGAUGGAGAGCAGGACUCCCGAGAUCUCACAUCAGAAGAACAAGAAGAAAUUCAAGAAAUCGCACUGAUUUACUCCAAAAUAAUUAGUUUACUCGGGUCUUGGGUCCGGUAUUUGGGAAUUAAUGCUGUCGUCACCGAAAAAAAAAACGAAAAUGUUGUACCUUUCUCAGCUGUAAAACAGUUUGUAUUCUUUCUUUCUUUGGCAAAAUUAUGUUUACAGUA